GAGAGGGAAUACUGGAAUUGGGAGAGGGGAGAGAGAGAGAGAGAGAGAGAGAGAGAGAGAGAGAGAGGGGUGGUGUUCGUCCAAUAACAUGGCCGUGUCUGGUUCUCUGCAACUCUCCCUGGAGCUCGGAAUCUGCAGGAACCAUGGGCGCAUCAAGCGACUUCGUGUAAAUAGUUCAGCAAGAGACAAAUUGUGUACAUUGAGCAGUACUCUGCCGUCAAUUUCACUGCAACAGUUUUCUUGGAGUUCAAAUUUUUCAAAGAGAAUACACAGACGAGUAUGCACCAUUCCUUGUAGAAAUCAUCAGUUUCGGUGCCAUUGUUUUUUGAAUCCCGGGCCAUCUUUGGAUGCUAACAUUAUAAAAAAUGCAACUUUAACUUUAGCAAGAUCAAUUAAUCGUUUGCAAGGGAGUCCCAUUGUGAUUAAAUUGGCUUCAGCAGUUGGUAUUCUCAUCUUUGCAGUAUGGGGACUUGGGCCACUUGUCCGACUAAGCAGAAACAUAUUUAUGCAAAAGAGCGAUAGUAAUUGGAAAAAGAGUAGCACGUAUCAAGUUACAACCUCAUACAUUCAACCAUUGCUGCUAUGGACAGGAGCAAUCUUUAUCUGCAGAGCAUUGGAUCCAAUGGCUCUUCCCACAGAGGCUGGCCAAAUCGUUAAACAAAGGCUCCUGAAUUUUGUCAGAUCAUUGUCAACAGUUCUGGCCUUUGCAUAUUGUUUGUCAAGUGUGAUUCAACAGGUGCAAAAGUUCUUCAUGGAGAGUAACGAUCCCACGGACACUAGAAAUAUGGGUUUCCAGUUUGCUGGCAGAGCUGUGUAUUCAGCUGUGUGGGUUGCGGCUGUAUCAUUGUUUAUGGAGUUGUUAGGUUUCUCAACCCAAAAAUGGCUCACAGCCGGAGGGCUUGGGACAGUUUUGCUCACACUAGCGGGUCGUGAGAUUUUCACUAAUUUCCUUUCAAGUGCAAUGAUUCAUGCAACCCGGCCAUUUGUUGUGAACGAGUGGAUUCAGACUAAGAUUGAAGGCUACGAAGUUUCGGGGACAGUUGAGCAUGUAGGGUGGUGGUCUCCAACAAUUGUAAGAGGUGAAGACCGUGAAGCUGUUCAUAUCCCAAACCACAAGUUUACUGUGAAUGUUGUGAGAAAUCUCACUCAGAAAACUCACUGGCGGAUUAAAACCCAUCUAGCCAUCAGUCACUUAGAUGUCAGCAAAAUUAAUAACAUUGUAGCCGAUAUGCGGAAGGUUCUGGCAAAGAAUCCACAAGUAGAACAACAGAAACUGCAUAGACGAGUAUUCUUAGAUAAUAUUAAUCCUGAAAAUCAGGCUCUCAUGAUACUGGUAUCCUGCUUCGUGAAGACCUCCCAUUUUGAAGAAUAUUUAUGCGUUAAGGAAGCUAUUCUUCUUGAUCUUCUCAGAGUCAUUAGGCAUCACCGUGCCCGACUUGCCACUCCCAUCCGCACAGUUCAGAAAAUAUUUACCGAUGCGGACUUGGACGGUGUGCCAUUUUCAGAUUCUAUGUUCAGCCGUGGGGCAGUGACGAAUCGCCCACUGCUAUUGGUUGAGCCAUCCUAUAAAGUUAAUGGGGCAGAUAAGAGUAAAAGUCAAGCUCGAUCAGCACGUGCAAGUGGGGAGGAAGAGAGCAAAGCUACUGUAAAGUCAACUUCGGAUAAUAAGGUGGAUGCCAAAGAUGAAACAAUUUUGAACAGAGAUUCUAAAUCUAGAGCCACUGAUCAUAUGCCAAAAGAGAUGCAGACAUCAGAUGCCAAGGCUGAUUCUCAGUUUGCUCAAACGCCCAAAGUUGAGACAAAGGAAGACCCCAAAAUUGCUGCCAAAAUUCCAUCUGAUCCUAAUCUCAAUAACAGUACAAAACCUGCCUCCAGGACUGAUACCAAGUUGCUCGAAGAAACAAGUCCCGACGCCAAUAACUCUUCUGGUCCGACUUAUAACACUUCUGCCAAGAAGCAACCACAAAAGGUAGGCCAAGAGACUACCUCAGUUUCCGCAUCAGAAUUGGGGCCCAGAAGAUCGGACAAUGUUUCUUUGUCUAUGCACUCAAAACAAGACAUAAAACAACCAGCUCCGCAGACGCCUGCAUCUAAACAAUCUCUGGAAGAGAAUAUAGUUCUUGGAGUUGCUUUGGAGGGCUCAAAGAGAACCCUGCCCAUUGAGGAAGAAACUGUACCCACAUUAAAUCCAGAAGACGUGAAGGAGUUGGCUGCUUUGCGUAGUGGUAAUGGGCCCGCAGUAGCUGAGAAGGAUAAAAAUGAUAUUAAGAAGUCAAACAUCCCUACCUCUCCAGGUAAUGAUCAGUUAGAUCAGCAAGACUAAUGGCAUGUUGCCUCCUGCAUCAUUUCACCACAUUGAUCGGUAACCGGUGGAAGUUUGAGUUGUGCUGCUGUAACCGACGCUGUACAUACAUUCAUUUCACACAUUCGAUCUGAACCUGCCAUAUGUUUUCGCCAUUGAAUUGGUAAGUCAAUGGGAAACGGUAAUUAUCAUUGUGCUUUCAGGCAUGUCACUUGUACGUCGUCUUGCUGGGAAGAUGUCAGACAUGACACUGGAUAUUUAGGCAGCUUCGUUCAUGUAAGUAGCAGGGGCUGCUUAGACAUGAUAAUGGAUUCGCCCACAUUUGUAAUCCAAUUCAUCUGUCCCAGAAUUUGUAGAGGAUAGAAUAGAGGUUUUAAUUAAUUUUGGUGUUUUAUUCAUACCACCAGAAUGUUGUUUGCACGUUUAAUUUUUCAAUGCAUGCACAAAUCUGUAAAUAUUUGUUGUCUUUAACAAAUAAAAUUAUUUGUCCGUAUUUAAA
This is a messenger RNA of Sesamum indicum (sesame), 2801 nucleotides long. RefSeq names its product mechanosensitive ion channel protein 2, chloroplastic. Gene Ontology annotation, biological process: transmembrane transport. The record is from RefSeq and is a predicted model, not a curated record. Gene Ontology annotation, cellular component: membrane. Lineage: Eukaryota; Viridiplantae; Streptophyta; Magnoliopsida; Lamiales; Pedaliaceae.